Messenger RNA from Syzygium oleosum, 1682 nucleotides. RefSeq names its product stemmadenine O-acetyltransferase-like. NCBI's taxonomy places the organism in Eukaryota, Viridiplantae, Streptophyta, Magnoliopsida, Myrtales, Myrtaceae. The record is from RefSeq and is a predicted model, not a curated record. Bases 136 to 1464 code for a protein of 442 amino acids. The transcript has 3 exons.
UAUAAAUCCACCCUAUAUUGCGAGGGCAGGAUGUAAGUUAUACUGCAUCAUAUCUUCUUUCUUCCUUAAGCUUAAACUCUCGCUUGACACAUCAAUACACACGCUCUAGGAGUUCGAAACCGCCAAGAGAACACCAUGACCAUGGCCGAGAUGGAAGUCGAAGUCGUCUCCAGAGACACCAUCAAGCCCUCGUCUCCAACUCCGGACCAUCUCCGCCAUUACAAACUCUCCUUCCUCGACCAGAUACAGGUCCCCGUGUUCAUGCCCUUGGUCAUCUUCUUCCCGAGGGAUGACGGCGUGUCACUCGAUGAGAAAUGUAGCCGCAUCAAGCGGUCUCUGGCCGACGCCCUGGCCAAGUUCUACCCUCUCGCAGGUCGGGUCAGAGACAACCUCUACGUCGACUGUAACGACGAGGGCGCUUUGUACGUGGAGGCUCGGGUCAGGUGCAAGCUCUCGGAUAUCCUCGAGAACCCAGUCCCUCGGGUGUUGAACAGGUUCUUGCCCCGUGAGCUCGACGAUGUGCAGGACUUGGCUGUGGCUGUCCAGGUCAACUUCUUGGAGUGCGGUGGCUUAGCCCUCAGCCUCUUGAUCUCCCACAAGGUCGCGGACGCCCUCUCCUUCUUCACUUUCCUCAACGCCUGGGCCGUCUCCGCCCGUGGCGACCCCAACAUCAUCGAUCCUUGCUUCAACUCCUCCGAGCUCUUCCCCCCGAUCAACCUCUCCGGCUUCCAGGCAUCCACUGGCAUUGUCAAGGACAACAUCUCCACCAGGCGCUUCAUCUUCGACGCCGCCACCAUCGCCUCGAUCCGCGAGCAGUUCGCCGACCUGAACACUGUUGCUGCCACCACCGACCACCCGCGCCGCCGCCCGACUCGUAUCGAAGCCCUUUCGUCCUUCCUCUGGAGCCGCUACAUGGCGAGCACGCAGCCCAUCGAUGCCAGAGGGGACAAGAUCUACACUGUGCUCCACGCCGUGAAUCUUCGGACGAGGACAGAGCCGCCGAUGUCAGAGCGCCACUUCGGCAACAUCAGUAGGUUGGCAAUCACGGUACCAACUGUGGACGCCGGCACCGACGGAGGCCACAAGAUAGUCGAUCAGGUUAGAGACGCGAUCAAGCAGGUGAAUGGGGAGUACGUUAGGAAGCUCCGGGAAGGGGAGGGCCACCUGAACUCACUGAAGGAGCAGGCGGCAAGGUUCUCCCGAGGUGAGUUGGUUUCGUUCAGCUUCACAAGCCUGUGCCGGUUCCCGAUCUACGAGGCGGACUUUGGGUGGGGGAAGCCUGCCUGGGUUGGCUCGGCGAGCCUCACCUUCAAGAACCUGAUCGUCUUCAUGGACACCAAGACCGGCGACGGCAUCGAGGCCUGGGUCAACCUUAAGGAGGAGGACAUGGCCAAGUUCGAGCAAGAUAAGGAGUUGCUCGCGAUCGUUUCGCCUUCCGUGAGUGUCAACAGCUGUGCGUUUUAGUUGGUGAAGUUGGCCAAAAAGGGUGGCCUUAUUUAGUCUAUUUCUCUUAAUUAUGUUAUAACUACGGACGUUGUUUCUCCUGGGAUUUUUCUUUUUUCGGGCUUUCUUUGUGAAUAUUUUGGUGUGUAUGCAAUAAUAAACCUUGAAAUGCAACUGUAGAUCUGAGGAAACGGAACGGAGAAAGAAAGUAUACAGAAUAAACUUGUGACCUCUUCAAA